Molecule: messenger RNA, 3790 nt
Organism: Phascolarctos cinereus (koala)
Lineage: Eukaryota; Metazoa; Chordata; Mammalia; Diprotodontia; Phascolarctidae
Gene: SGCB
Product: sarcoglycan beta
Biological process (GO): muscle organ development
Cellular component (GO): sarcoglycan complex; sarcolemma
Source: RefSeq, a predicted model, not a curated record
GCUGAAGGAGCUGCCUCGGGCGGGCGGCGCCGGGCAGGGGGGAGCGGGAGAGGGAACAUGGCGGCGACGGCGGCGACUGCUGCAGCAGCGGAGCAGCAAAGUUCUAAUGGUCCUGUAAAGAAGUCUAUGCGGGAGAAGGCUGUUGAGCGAAGAAAUGUUAAUAAAGAGCAUAACAGUAACUUUAAAGCUGGCUAUAUUCCAAUUGAUGAAGAUCGGCUGCAUAAAACUGGCCUCAGAGGGAGAAAGGGCAAUUUAGCCAUCUGUGUGAUUGUUCUCCUUUUUAUCUUGGCUGUCAUCAAUUUAAUUAUAACGCUUGUUAUCUGGGCUGUGAUCCGUAUUGGACCCAAUGGCUGUGAUAGUAUGGAGUUCCAUGAGAGUGGUUUGCUGCGAUUUAAACAAGUAUCUGAUAUGGGAGUUAUACAUCCUCUUUAUAAGAGCACAGUAGGAGGCAGACGUAAUGAAAAUUUGGUUAUCACUGGCAAUAACCAACCAAUUGUUUUUCAGCAAGGAACAACGAAACUCAGUGUAGAAAAGAACAAAACUUCUAUUACAAGUGACAUUGGCAUGCAGUUUUUUGACCCAAGGACUCAAAAUAUUUUAUUCAGUACAGACUAUGAAACUCAUGAAUUUCAUUUGCCAAGUGGAGUAAAGAGCUUGAAUGUACAAAAAGCAUCUACUGAAAGGAUUACCAGUAAUGCUACAAGUGAUUUAAAUAUAAAAGUUGAUGGACGUGCCAUUGUCCGUGGAAAUGAAGGUGUAUUCAUUAUGGGCAAAACCAUUGAAUUUCACGUGGGUGGUAAUAUGGAAUUAAAAGCUGAACACAGCAUCAUCCUAAAUGGAUCUGUGAUGGUCAGCACCUCUCGCCUACCAAGUUCUUCCUUUGGAGAUCAGUUAAAUAAUGGUGACUGGGUACGCUACAAGCUGUGUAUGUGUGCAGACGGAACUCUGUUCAAAGUCCAGGUGACAGGCCAAAACAUGGGCUGCCAGAUCUCAGACAACCCUUGUGGAAACACGCAUUAGAUGAGCUGGAGAGAGAGUCAGCAGUGUGUUUAUACUUGUCUGUCCUUUUUUUUUUAAACUGCAUGCAUGCAAGCCAUUGUUUUUACAGAGUUUAUGAUAAUGCAUUGUAGUUAUUUUAACUACCAAGCAUUCACAGAUUUGUUAAAUAACCUCUAAAUUUAAAAUAUUCUGAAUGAAAAUAGCCAGAACCUUAAAAUUUUCCACUCAAUUAUACUGCUGGGUAUCAGACAAACCUAUUUUUAAAUAUUAUGAGAAAUGAAUAAAAUCAAAAUCAAGCAUUUCAAGAAAAAUGUUUUUUAAACAUAAUUUCUUGUCCACAGAACAAAGGGCUGGUUUAGCUGUUAGACCCAGUAUAAAUAAGCUUUUGAUAAUUAUGAGGACUGACCACUCAUUGAAUUAUUAAAAACAUAUACAACAUGUAUAUAAAUAUAUUUUUAAAAUCUGGAGCUCAAAAGAAGUUUAAACAAAUGUGAUGUGUAAUAAAAACAUAGAAACCUAGUUAGGAGUCCUGAAGAAAAUAUUUUGUGACAUAAGAUUUUUACUUAAAGUACUGUUGAGUAUAACUAUACUAUCAUGUAAUACUAAUGAACAUUCAGUGUUUCAUUCUGGUCGUACUGCAUGAAUAAUAUAAGGAAGUGUUUUAAUAUCUAAUCUGAAGCUCUAAGAAGAUGAAAAAGAGGGUAUUUGGUCUUCAAAAGACCAAUUUAACCUAUAAGGUUUUGUGUGUGUGUGUGUGUGUGUGUGUGUGUGUGUUUUCAGAAAACAAAAUUUAUUCACCUAAAUAGAACAGAAGAAAUAGUAAAUAAAUUUCAAGUCAGUCAAGAAAAUUUGACUAGUCAUUGCCAAAUUUAAAAAUCAGAAAUGAGCUGGUUCCAAAGCAUUGCACUAAAAUAAGCCCUAUAUAGUUGUUUUCCAUACUAGAGAAUAACAAACAAUUUUUAGAUUAGUAAAGUAGGCUUACAGUCUCCACUCUUAAAAUCCUCCUCUAUUCCCCAUUCUACCAAUAGUUUAAUUGUGUUUAGCACAUUUCUUAUUUGUACUAUUAUUAUUUUGUUAAAUAUUUAUAUAUAGGCCAAACAAGCCCCUUUAAGGGGCCGUUAACAUGAGUUAUUGGCCUGCUGUUAGUCAUCAGUGAUGAACCACAGGCUCCAGCUAUUUCUUUUUUAUCCAGGAAAUAGGUUUAAACUUACAUUUACAUAGUGUUUUAAUCUAGCAAGUAUUUUUUAAUGGUUGCUUAUAUUGUGUAGACAAAUCUUAAAAAAAAGCCAAUAUUUAUUAGUGUUACUACUGUCUAUGUAAAUAGCUUAAAAACAAAAUAUUUAUCAAAACCUGGACAUUACUGUGGGUUCAUUAAAUUUAAUUGAAAUAACCAUAGAAUCCUUUCCCAAUCCUGAAAGUUGCACUUUAAAUAUUUAUAAUAGAAAUGUGGCCUCUAUUAAUUAUUGCAGCAAUUUUACUAGCACGUUGUCCUUCCAUAUAUACUCCAAUUGGAAAUCUCAUUAAAUUCAAGUUCCCCCUGCUAUUCUUUUUACCUAGUUAUAUGCUUUAUUCAGAUUUAUUAAAAUAAAUAUUUUACACAAAUUGUAUAAGUUUAUUACAUAAUAUUGUUUAUUAAAUAAUCACACAAUCUGUUUUUAAUUCUUUUUGAAAUUUUGUCAUUUGUUUUUGAUUUACAUAUGUGUCUAUACAUGUAUGUGCAUAUAUAUGGUCACCCGCCGCCCCCAUCCCAAGUGCUUUUGACCAGACAGGAUCAUUUGGUGCAGUUUACCGAAUAACUGCAAAGGAUAGCAUUUUAAAAUACUUUACAAGUAAGAAGCCCCCACUUUUUGCUGCAGUGCAUUCCUGUAAACAACAUAGGAAAGCGAAACAGCAAAAAAGGGAAGGAAGGGGGGAUCACUGCAUAUCCAUACAGCUUUGAUUAAAUAGAAAUUCGACGUUACUCUCUUUUGCCACCAGGUGGUGCUUGACUAUAUUCCUGAAACCAAGUUCAUGCCAUCAUAGAUUUAGCUGUAUAAGGAAAACCAAAAAGGAAUCCCCUCUAUAAUGCCCUUCCUCAGUGGUCAUCUUGCCCAGCUUGAAAAGCUCCAGUGAAGGGGAAUCAUCUACCUCCAGAGACAACCCAUUCUACUGGGGACAGCUUUCCUUACUAGGACAUUUCCCUCAUAUUGAGUCUAAAUCUUCCUUUCCAGGAAUGGGUAAAGUUCUGAAACCCAGGAUUGGCCUUCAGUGAUUUUUAGAAGAAGUAGUCAAUUCAUAGAAAGACUGUGUUGUGUUAGAGCACUGGAUUUGGACUGAAAGAAUCUGAGUUUAAAUCCCAAUUCUACCAUAUAAUAGCUAGGUAACUUGGACAAGUCACACCUCUCUUAGCCUCAUUAAUAAAAUGAGAGAUUUGGACUAGAUGGCAUUUAAGAGCCCUUUUGCUCUAAAUCUAUGAUAUUCUGGAAAGCAUGGACUUCUUGUAUAUAAUUUGCUGGUCUACACAUUUUAAAAUAUAUAUAUAUUUGUAUUAAUUACAGUUUGUGUAGUAAUUAUUGUUGCCCAUUGGUAAUUAAAUUCAUUUUUAGGAGGUGAGAGUUCAGUGGUGCUAAACAUGACACUAAAGAGACCAUUGUACCUUUGAAAUGCUGAUAAUUUGUAAUGUUUCAAAGAUAUUGGUGUUUACCAAUUCUGCCAUACAAAAAAUAAUUAUAUAAAUCUGUUCCAUAUUGCUAAUUUUAGUUGAUGUAACCUGUUAAUGACCUCUGUUUACAAUAAAGAUGAUAUAAAUAAA